Messenger RNA from Sinocyclocheilus anshuiensis, 838 nucleotides. Its product is annotated as dihydropteridine reductase-like. Bases 73 to 786 code for a protein of 237 amino acids. Gene Ontology annotation, cellular component: cytoplasm. The transcript is spliced from 7 exons. Gene Ontology annotation, biological process: L-phenylalanine catabolic process; tetrahydrobiopterin biosynthetic process. Lineage: Eukaryota; Metazoa; Chordata; Actinopteri; Cypriniformes; Cyprinidae. The record is from RefSeq and is a predicted model, not a curated record. Gene Ontology annotation, molecular function: 6,7-dihydropteridine reductase activity; NADPH binding; NADH binding.
UCUCUCUCUCUCUCUCUGCGCUGAAAGGAUACUCAUCAUCUUUGCUGAAGCGUCUCACAGCGGAGAAAAGCCAUGGCAGCUGCGAACCGUGUGCUUGUUUACGGAGGAAAAGGAGCUCUCGGCUCGGCAUGUGUGCAUUAUUUUAAGUCAAAAGGCUGGUGGGUUGCCAGUAUUGACAUCGUGGCGAAUGAAGAAGCGAACGCAAACGUUCUGGUGAAACUCUCCGAGUCAUUCACUGAUCAAGCUGCUCAGGUGACAUCGGAUGUAGCCACAUUGCUGGGGAAACACAAGGUUGAUGCUAUUGUUUGUGUGGCAGGAGGAUGGGCUGGAGGAAGCUGUAGCUCAAAAGACUUGUAUAAGAACUCUGAUAUGAUGUGGAAACAGAGUGUCUGGACCUCCACCAUUUCCAGUCAUCUUGCAUCGCUCCACCUGAAGCCAGGAGGCCUGCUGACCGUCUCUGGAGCAAAGGCCUCACUGGAAGGCACUCCAGGCAUGGUUGGGUACGGCAUGGCCAAGGCUGCAGUCCAUCAGUUAUGCAAGAGUCUGGCUGGCGAGAACAGCGGUCUUCCAUCUGGAUCUGUAGCUGUGGCCAUUCUUCCGGUUACCUUGGAUACACCAAUGAACAGGAAAUUCAUGCCCGAUGCAGAUUUUGGGAGCUGGACACCGCUGGAAUACAUCGCAGAAACCUUCUACAGCUGGGCCACUGGGUCAGGCCGGCCAGCCUCAGGCAGCCUCAUACAGUUGGUGACUACUGGGGGGAAAACCGAGGCCUCGGCGGCUCAGUAAAGGGGCAACAGAGAAAAAAUAAAAAUACAAAAAGAUAAAGAGUGGAGGAGAG